This is a messenger RNA of Anthostomella pinea, 243 nucleotides long. The record is from the annotation of a GenBank genome assembly. NCBI's taxonomy places the organism in Eukaryota, Fungi, Ascomycota, Sordariomycetes, Xylariales, Xylariaceae.
AUGCAUCCUCACUUACACACAAAAGACAACACGGCAUGCGAAGAAGUCAUGACCGCUCUCGAGGAAUGCCACGCCAGGGGCUUCCUGUGGAAGUCGAUGGGCAUGUGCAACGACGCCAAGCACAGGGUCAACCUGUGUCUGCGGGCCGAGCGACUCAAGCGCACCGCCGUCAACCGCGAGAUCGCCAAGGCCAAGCGCGAGAAGAUCAAGAAGGUUUGGUCCGAGAUCGACGAGAACUCCUGA